Messenger RNA from Chionomys nivalis (European snow vole), 1905 nucleotides. It is a transcript of the gene Slc6a19, whose product is annotated as solute carrier family 6 member 19. The record is from RefSeq and is a predicted model, not a curated record. Gene Ontology annotation, cellular component: plasma membrane. The transcript is spliced from 12 exons. Gene Ontology annotation, biological process: sodium ion transmembrane transport. Bases 1 to 1905 code for a protein of 634 amino acids. Lineage: Eukaryota; Metazoa; Chordata; Mammalia; Rodentia; Cricetidae.
AUGGUGAGGCUUGUGCUGCCCAACCCUGGCCUAGAGGACCGAAUUCCAUCUCUGGAUGAAUUAGAGGUCAUUGAAAAGGAAGAAGCCAGCUCCAGGCCCAAAUGGGACAACAAGGCCCAGUACAUGCUCACUUGUGUGGGCUUCUGUGUGGGACUGGGCAACGUGUGGCGUUUUCCCUACCUAUGCCAGAGCCAUGGAGGAGGAGCCUUCAUGAUCCCAUUUCUUAUCCUUCUGGUACUGGAGGGCAUUCCCUUGCUGCACCUGGAAUUUGCCAUCGGCCAGCGGCUACGCAAGGGCAGUGUGGGUGUGUGGAACUCCAUCCACCCAGCUCUGAAGGGUGUAGGCAUUGCCUCCAUGUUUGUGUCCUUCAUGGUGGGCCUGUACUACAACACGAUCAUCGCCUGGGUCAUGUGGUAUUUCUUCAACUCCUUUCAAGAUCCUCUGCCAUGGAGUGAGUGUCCACUCAACGGAAACCAGACAGGCUACGUGGAAGAGUGUGCCAAGAGCUCUUCCGUGGACUACUUCUGGUACCGCGAGACUCUCAACAUCUCCACGUCCAUAGAUGAUUCAGGCUCUGUUCAGUGGUGGAUCCUGCUCUGCCUGACGUGUGCCUGGAGUGUGCUGUAUGUGUGUGUUAUCCGCGGCAUCGAGACCACUGGGAAGGCUGUGUACAUCACCUCCACCCUGCCCUAUGUGGUGCUAACCAUCUUUCUCAUCCGUGGCUUGACUCUGAAGGGCGCCACCAACGGUAUUGUCUUCCUCUUCACACCCAAUAUUACGGAACUGACCAACCCCAACACGUGGCUGGAUGCCGGUUCUCAGGUCUUCUACUCCUUCUCACUGGCCUUCGGUGGCCUCAUCUCCUUCUCCAGCUACAACUCUGUGCACAAUAAUUGUGAGAUGGACUCUGUGAUAGUGUCCAUCAUCAACGGCUUCACAUCCGUGUAUGCAGCCACCGUGGUCUAUUCCAUCAUCGGCUUCAGAGCCACUGAGCGCUUUGACAACUGUGUCAACACAAACAUCCUGACUCUCAUCAACGGGUUCGACCUGCCUGAGGGCAGUGUGACUGCAGAGAACUUUGAGGCCCUUCAGCAGUGGUACAAUGCCACCAAUCCUGAGGUCUAUGCACAGCUGAAGUUCCAGACCUGUGACAUGAACGCCUUGCUUUCUGAGGGUGUGGAGGGCACAGGUCUGGCCUUCAUUGUCUUCACUGAAGCCAUCACAAAGAUGCCAGUGUCGCCGCUGUGGUCGGUGCUCUUCUUUAUCAUGCUCUUCUGCCUGGGCCUCUCCUCCAUGUUUGGGAACAUGGAGGGGGUGGUUGUACCCCUUCAGGACCUCAAUCUCAUCCCUAAGAAGUGGCCCAAAGAGCUGAUGACAGGCCUCAUCUGCUUGGGGAUGUAUCUUAUCGCCUUCAUUUUCACACUGAAUUCGGGCCAAUACUGGCUCUCCCUUCUGGACAACUAUGCUGGUUCCAUCCCUCUGCUCAUCAUCGCCUUUUGUGAGAUGUUUGCUGUCGUCUACGUGUAUGGAGUGGACAGGUUCAACAAGGACGUCGAAUUCAUGAUUGGCCACAAGCCCAACAUCUUCUGGCAAAUUACAUGGAGAGUGGUCAGUCCACUGAUCAUGCUGGUCAUCUUCCUCUUCUUUUUUGUUAAUGAGGUCAACCAACAACUCAUGUAUAGCAUCUGGGACCCUGACUAUGAGGACUUCCCCAAAAUGCAGAAGAUCGCAUAUCCCAACUGGGUGUAUGCGGUGGUGGUCAUUGUGGCCGGGAUACCCUGCCUCACCAUUCCCAGCUUUGCCAUCUACAAGCUCCUCAGAAACCGUUGCCAGAAGUCUGGGGACCACCUUGGGCUGGUCAAUACAAUGUCCACAGCCUCUGUGAAUGGUGACCUGAAGAACUGA